GCCCAAGGUAAGAGUGAAAAUGAUAGUAAUCCUUUAUUCUACCAUACGCGCUUCUAAUUAGGUACGCUAAAAUAGUACGCGUACCAUGCGCCUAACUGACCUGAUACUAGAACAAAUACCCUGCGAAUUAGGGGGGCGCCGGAUGCUAUCGUCAAGGAGAAGACCUUGUUGAUCAAUUCCAUCUUAGCGACGACGAAUAAAAUCGAGGUGGCGUUGCAUCAAGCAUCUUGUUUUGUUCAUCGGAAUCGCUACUAGGUACCUGAUUGUUGAUCUUACUAUUCUCAACCAAUGGGAACCUGCGCAACCAUAUAAGUGAACAUGUCGUGCUCUUUAAAAGUAGCAUUUGUUUAGCAACCUAACUUCCUAAAAUAACUACACACAACACACAACAAACGACCUGUGUCGUUUGACUGGAAAAGACGCCUGUUUUUCGUAGCCCGUGUGUGCUUCUCGGCCGGCCAAUUGAAUUCAAAGAAGUUGUCACAUAAAACUAGGCUUGCGUGGCGCAAGCAAGUCUCGGGGCUUUUCUGCUGUACAACAUAUUCGAUACGAUUACCUAGAUCAUAAUAUUAGCCACUCAUCGAAGAAAUCCCCAAGAAAAGAUGACUCUCCAAGUGAUCGUCGUCGGCGCAGGCAUUGGUGGCCUUUGCGCCGCCGUCGCCUUGCAAAAGGCCGGCCAUUCCGUGAAGAUCCUGGAGAAGUCCCGCUUCGCAGCCGAAGUAGGCGCCGCUAUCGUCAUUACCCCGAACGGCGAACGGGUUCUGUCCCGUCUGGGCUUCGAUUUUAAGAGAGCUCGCGUGGACGUUAUGAACGUGUUCGAGGUAUUAGAUGGCGUUUCGUUCAAGCCUCUCCAUCGAGCUAAACUCGUAAACGCCCGUGCGGAGUAUGGGGCACCAUUCUAUACAGUUCACCGAGUUGAUCUACAUAGCGAACUUCUCCGUAUAACGUCUGGUUUAGAUCUUCAAUUGGGAGCGCGUGUAGUAGAGGCUAAUGCAGACCAAGGCUAUGUGAUCCUUGAAGACGGAACAAGACAUUAUUCCGACCUUAUCAUUGGAGCAGACGGGCUUCAUUCAAUCCUAAGAGGCGCCGUUCUAAAGGAUCAAGGUGUGCCCAAACCCAUCCCGUCUGGCAUGGGCGCCUUUAGAUUCAUGAUUCCCACGCCGGUUUUACAAAAUGACCCUCAUUUUCAUGCAUUGAUGGAGAUGAAAGGACAAGGAAAUAGUGUAUUAGCCGAUACAACUUCAGAGACACAGCGUCACAUGGUGUGGUAUACUUGUCGAGACGGGCAGGUUCAGAAUUUCGCCGGCGUUCAUGACACCUUCGACGCGGAUGGUGAUGAUCCGAAAGCUCGCAUGUUAAGGCAGUUUGGACAUUAUCACCCCGGUCUGACUCAUCUGGUUAAUGUGGCUGCCGAUGUCACUGACUGGCCUCUUUUCUUCCUCGAUCCGCUCCCAUCUUGGCAUCGAGGGAAAGUACUCCUAAUUGGGGACGCUGCUCAUCCGAUGCUUCCGUUUGGUGCACAAGGGGCGAAUCAAGCUAUCGAAGAUGCGGGGGCGCUAGGUGUCCUUUUCGGUUGCAAUGAACGCGCAGAAGACGUCUCUAAUCGGCUUGCCCUCUUCGAAAAAGUCCGCAGGUUGCGUGCAUCGAGAAUCCAGUCGCUAUCGAGAGUCCGUCUGGGGGAAGAGAAGGAUGUAGAGGCCAGAGUUCGCCAAUAUGCCGACCCUCCAGGCUCGGAUGUGCCGACUACGUUUGAUGAACGUUUGAAGCACGAUUAUCGAUACGAUGUUGUUGAAGCAAGUAUGGAGGUAUUGGCUAAGGGGGGGAGGAGGAGACUCGCCAGGGCGAUGUUAUCUUGA
Messenger RNA from Hypoxylon trugodes, 1856 nucleotides. RefSeq names its product putative salicylate hydroxylase. The record is from RefSeq and is a predicted model, not a curated record. Gene Ontology annotation, molecular function: FAD binding; monooxygenase activity. NCBI's taxonomy places the organism in Eukaryota, Fungi, Ascomycota, Sordariomycetes, Xylariales, Hypoxylaceae. The transcript is spliced from 8 exons. The coding region runs from base 603 to 1856 and encodes 417 amino acids.